GUAACGAUGGAACUUGCGACCUUAGAGUUAGAGUUUAUGAAUUUAUCAGUUGCUUUUGGGAAACACAUUCCAGGUCGAUUCAGUCCAGUUCAGAUCGCUUUGUAUGCAGUUCAAUUCUUCGAAAAGAACCGACUCAUUCGAACGAUUCAUUCACGAAUCGGGCAUCGCUGCAGCUCGCUUCCUGCCACAAAGUGAUCCCGCUUUGCAGCGCAACACUAAGCAGAAUUUCACAUUAAAGUUGCAAACUUUUGUACAAGGAUUGGAAACCUCUACAUUAAAACAAGCGUAUGCACGAUUACGCCCGUUUCUGUGAGGAAAACACAGUGUUGAUGGAUACAAGCCGACCUGCUGUGGGAAAGGCUCAAGGACUCGUCAAAAGAUGUGCCCCAGCAGAACACUGAGGUGGAAGAGUCUUGGGACGAGCCCAGCCAGGAAGAGGAGACUCUCUAUUGCACCUCCCCUCCCCGCAAUUCUCGGCAGAUAAAACGCAUGUCCAACAAACACCAGAGAAGCAGCCAGGGGUCAAAGGGCAAAGAGAAGCCGUGUUCCUCCAGCCCGUUGUCUCAACGAGAACGUGAGGGAGCCAGGUCAGCCGAACCUCCUGAAGAGCAGCACAGCUACAAGCAAGAAAAGAAGCAGCGAUUCAACCAGCGCUCCAACGAGCGGGACAGCAAGAAGAAGUUCGAGGGCUCCUUCAUGCUGGAUCCGGUGUCCAAGACCAGUGCCAUCGGCUCCAGAAACAUGGAUCCCCGCAAGCCCUAUCUGAGCCUGGGCAUGUUGCCCGUUCGCACCCACCGGCAGACCUCGCGCACAGACUGUCCUGCAGACCGCCUUAAAUUCUUUGAGACUCUGCGGCUGCUGCUUAAGCUUACCUCCAUGUCAUCCAAGAAGAAAGAGAAGGAGCAGCGAGGCCUGGAGAACACGGCCAUUAUGGGCCAGAACAAUGAGGUCAUCUGGUUGGAGUUGCAGGCCUGGCAUGCCUGCCGCAGUGUCGCGGAGCAGGACCUGUACCUGUACACUGCCCGCCAAGACAUACCUGAAAUCAUCAACGAGGUUCUGCACUUCAAAGUGGACUAUAGCAGCUUAGCUGGGCUUGGAGGCAACGUCUUAGUCGAGGAGAGCAACUUCUGUCCUGGCGGAACCAAUCGCAGGAUUGAUCCAUUUGGCUUUAGCAAGUACUCCACGUCCUGGGAUGAAAUCGAUACCGCUGCUCCAUUUUCCUCAGCGCUGGAGUGCCAGGAGCACCUGCAAAGGCAGCGAGUAGCUUUCGAUCAGGUCAAGCGGGUCAUGUCGCUGUUAGAGUCAGUGGAGGCUCUGUACCCGUCUCUGCAAACCUUGCAGAAGGACUAUGAAAAGUAUGCGGCUCGAGACUUCCAGGGCAGGGUGCAGGCGCUCUGCUUGUGGCUCAACAUCACUCAGGACCUGAACCAGAAGCUGCGUGUGAUGGGCACCGUGCUGGGCCUCAGGGACCUUUCCCGCAUCGGCUGGCCCAUCUUCGAGAUCCCCUCGCCUCGGUGCUCCCGCGGCAAUGAGGACGAUGAGGUGGACGAGGAUGAAACCGAGUCCACUGCUACCUUCACUGCCGACAAUGACGGGGACGAAAGGACCUUGAGUGAGGCGACCAGCGACGGGGAGCACUCGCCUUGCUCCACGCCAAAGUUUUCACGCCUCCUGUCAGAGGAGGAGUUCCUCCCGCGGGACAACGAGACCUGCUACUGUCCCACUGCCAUUUACAGGCCCUUUGUGGAUAAGGCACUUAAGCAGAUGGGACUGCGUAAACUGAUCCUCAGACUGCACAAGCUGAUGGACCGCUCGCUGCAGAGGUCCAGAACUGCUCUGUUGAGUCACAUGCCCACUCAAGAGUUGUCAGCGGUCCCGGGUUAUUCUUUGCAGCACUGUGACUACCUUCCAGAGCUAUCUCGUCACGUGUCCGGUCAGGUGGAGGAGGAGGCGGAGUCGGGACGAGUAUCGUGGAAGGAUCUAGUGGAUAUGAACCUACCCUCAUUCCGGCCAGCCUUCUUGGUGCUUUGCCGUGUGCUGCUAAAUGUUAUUCACGAGUGCCUCAAACUGCGCCUUGAGCAAAGGCCUGCAGGGGAACCGUCCCUCCUCAGCAUCAAGCAGUUGGUGCGUGAGUGUAAAGAGGUUCUUAAAGGAGGUCUCCUGAUGAAACAGUACUACCAGUUUAUGCUGCAGGAUGUCGUCACUGACCCCCAGGGUCUGCAGACUAACGCCAACAUCGACGAGUUUGAGGAGGAUCUGCACAAAAUGCUACAGGUGUACUUCGACUACAUGCGCAGCUGGAUCCAGAUGUUACAGCAGCUGCCUCAAGCCUCCCACAGCCUGAAGAACCUGCUGGAGGAGGAGUGGAAUUUCACCAAAGUCAUCACUCCAUACAUCCGGGGUGGAGAAGCCCAGUCUGGGAAACUCUUUUGUGAUAUUGCUGGCAUGCUGCUAAAAUCCACUGGAGACUUUCUGGAUGCGGGCCUUCAGAAGAGUGGCAAUGAGUUCUGGGAGUGUGCGGAUGACAGCACUGCCUCCGAUGAAAUCAGACGUUCGGUGAUCGAGACGAGUCGCUCGCUCAAAGAGCUCUUCCAUGAAGCCAGGGAGAGAGCAUCUAAAGCAUUAGGCUUUGCCAAGAUGCUGCGCAAGGAUCUCGAGAUUGCUGCAGAAUUCAGGUUAACCAGUGGAGUUCCCUCUCUCCUCCAAGCACUGGAGGCCAGGAAUUAUGUCAAAGUCCAAAUCCCAGGACUGGAGGAUCUCCAGGUGUUCGUCCCCUGUGAUCUGAUGGAGCAGCGGCUAGUCAUCUUACAGCUGUUGAAUGCAGCAGCUGGAAAGGACUGCUCGAAAGAGCCAGACGAGAUCCCAGAAGAUGAGGCCUAUCUGCUCAUUAGCAAACAUGCCAGCACCGAUGGUGACUGGACUGAGUGGGACGGCACUGUGCUCAAAUUAGUACCUCAGAUGGAGACUGUGGACACAUUACGGGCCAUGAAGUUGGACAAUCUGUUGCUGGUUGUGAUGCAGUCGGCCCACCUGGGGAUACAACGUAAAGCCUUCCAGCAGUCCAUGGAAGAACUUCUCACCCUCAGCCGAGAGCAGACAUCCAGCCAACCGCUUAUCGUCUCCGCCCUGGAACAGCUCAAGAAUGAGGCUCUCCAGCUGUGCAUCAAGAUCAACACCGCGAUCGACCGUGUGGAUUACAUGUUCACAUCAGAGUUUGAGGCUGAGGUGGAGGAGACGGAGAAAGCCACACUGCAGCAGUAUUACAGAGAGGCCAUGAUCCAGGGCUACAACUUUGCUUUUGAGUAUCAUAAAGAGGUUGUGCGGCUGAUGUCUGGAGAGUUCAGGCGGCGGAUAGGGGAGCGUUACAUUGCUUUUGCCCGCAAGUGGAUGAACUUUGUCCUCACAAAGUGUGAAAGCGGAAGAGGCACUCGUCCAAGGUGGGCGACGCAAGGCUUUGAUUUUCUUCAAGCGAUCGAGGCUGCGUUUAUAUCAGCUUUGCCAGAAGAUGACUUUCUGAGUUUGCAAGCUCUGAUGAAUGAAUGUAUAGGGCAUGUUAUCGGUAAACCACACAGUCCAGUCAGUAGUAUGUACUUUGGCCCACGAAACAGCCCUCGACCUGUCAAAGUUCCCCGUUGCCACAGCGAUCCUCCAAACCCAUACCUCUUUAUCCCUUCAUCUCAUUCUGAUUCCUUCAGCUCUCGGAGUCUCCCGUGUGAUCUACGUCCCCAGUUGUGUCCCCCAGGUCCCCGUCCCGCCCCUCCAUUACCCCCAGGGGAACACGGCCAUGCCACCAAAUCCAAAUCCGGUGGCGUCCCCAAUGACACCAGGGUCUCUAGUGUACAUGAGAACGACCGUCUCUCAUCUGUGGCGGCGGAGCUACAGUUUAAAUCCCUCAGUCGCCACUCCAGCCCGACAGAGGACAGGGAAGAGCCCUCGUAUCCUAAAGCAGACCCCAGCAGUACAGCCCGUCGCAGCUGGGAGCUCCGCAACUUCAUCAGCCAGUCAAAAGACACUGCAGCACGUCAGAGCCCUAUGGAGGCUGUGCGGCGCUCCGUACGCAUCUUUGACGACAAGCACUAUGCGUUCAUGAGACGGCGAAACAUCAUCGGACAGGUGUGCAACACCCCCAAAUCCUACGACAACGUCAUGCACGUGGGUCUGCGCAAGGUCACAUUCAAAUGGCAGAGAGGCAACAAAAUAGGCGAAGGGCAGUAUGGAAAGGUUUACACAUGCAUCAAUGUGGACACUGGAGAACUGAUGGCCAUGAAGGAGAUUCGCUUUCAGCCUAAUGACCACAAAACUAUAAAGGAAACGGCAGAUGAGCUGAAGAUCUUUGAAGGAAUCAAACAUCCCAACCUUGUCCGCUACUUUGGUGUUGAGUUGCACCGGGAAGAGAUGUAUAUCUUUAUGGAGUACUGUGAUGAAGGGACCCUGGAGGAAGUGUCCAGACUGGGUCUGCAGGAGCACGUCAUCCGCCUCUACAGCAAGCAGAUCACGACAGCAAUCAACGUGCUCCAUGAACACGGCAUUGUACACCGUGACAUUAAAGGAGCCAAUAUCUUCCUCACGUCGUCGGGCUUGAUAAAGCUAGGGGACUUCGGCUGCUCGGUGAAGCUGAAGAACAAUGCUCAGACGAUGCCUGGAGAGGUGAACAGCACACUGGGAACAGCAGCAUACAUGGCUCCUGAGGUCAUCACAAGAGCAAAAGGUGAAGGUCAUGGCCGUGCUGCUGAUAUCUGGAGCCUGGGUUGUGUUCUUAUAGAGAUGGUCACUGGAAAGAGACCGUGGCACGAAUAUGAGCAUAACUUCCAGAUCAUGUAUAAAGUGGGAAUGGGCCACAAACCACCCAUUCCUGAAAAGCUGAGCACUGAGGGAAAGGACUUCCUGGACCACUGCCUGGAGAGUGAACCGAAGCAGCGCUGGACCGCUAGCGCCCUUUUGGACCACCCCUUUGUCAAGGUCUGCACAGAUGAAGAGUGACGGGGAAAGACGUGUAUUCUCUUAAUGUUUACAUAAAUGCUAGCACUACUUCACACGGCAUGAGGGAGGAAGAAGGAAAAACAGACGUGCUCUGCUUGAUACGAACCCCUUGCAACAUUAAAAGCGGGGCAAGUCUUACAUGUUCAGUAGCAUGGGAUGAAAUGUGUGAGUGCGUUAUGUACAUACUGUAAGAAUAGGGUUAGGGUUUUUCUUUGUACAAAGCAUAUUGUAAAGCUGAAAUUUAACAGCCACUUUGUUGGUGAUUGAGUCACAGGGAAUACAUGUUAGGAGACUUUAAUUCAAGGGACGCUCUCCGCACAAAGCAUCAGAGAAUGGGAGAUGGAGGGAGUUUGGCAUAGACUGACUGUAUGUACAAUUUCAAUGAGUGUUCACUGAAGAAAACAUACAAACCUGGGGCUGAAAGUCACAGUAGAGAAGGUUUUAAUUUUCUUUUUUUUGUUAAAAUGGUAGUUUUGUUUGCCUUGCUGCAGAGCCCACUGUUAACAAGUCAUAUUUAAGCCUAUAAGUAGUUGUGCUGAGUUGGCUCUGCCUUGUGCUGGCCAAUGGCGUGCCUUUACCAUCUGGGUGUACAAGAGCAUAAUCAACCAAUGAGAGGGAAGAGGCCAGUCUGACUCCGCCUUUCUGCUGCUGCACUCAAACGGGUGGACAAACAUGCUCUUACACAAGCAACAACUGCUGGUUCUCUGCUCCUCCAACAGUGUUUGCAAUAUUUAAAAAAAAAAUAUUAAUAAACAGACCGUUUUUUAAAA
This is a messenger RNA of Cyprinus carpio (common carp), 5750 nucleotides long. RefSeq names its product mitogen-activated protein kinase kinase kinase 4-like. Gene Ontology annotation, biological process: MAPK cascade; protein phosphorylation. Bases 490 to 4980 code for a protein of 1496 amino acids. Gene Ontology annotation, molecular function: ATP binding; protein kinase activity. The transcript has 27 exons. The record is from RefSeq and is a predicted model, not a curated record. Lineage: Eukaryota; Metazoa; Chordata; Actinopteri; Cypriniformes; Cyprinidae.